UCUUGAAGGGACUCGGCAGUGUUGUCGGGCUUCAGACUCAACGCAGAUGAAACUUCAGUCCUGUGAAAAGCUACCUGAAGCCAGCAUCUCUGAAUAGAGUGGGGCUUCGAUAAGCCCCCACAUCUGAGAGGGAGAGCAGACAAAGCGUGGCUUGGAGAGCAAGCCAUGUCUACACCAGGGGAUAAUGAUGAUGAACCAUCCCAAGGAGACCCAGGAAGAAGAGAGCUGGAGGAGAAGCUGAGAGAAUUGGGGCUGGAUACCCAGUAUUGGUUGACUAAGCUGCAGGAACGCCUGGGUGUGACCUCUGCCCAAGCUUUACAACACCUGCAGCAAAGGGAAAUCCAGACACUGAAAUCUCAGGCAAGACAUUCUUGGGAGAAACGGGCCUUGGAGAAACUUCUUCAGCUGUCGAGUGGCCAGGGCUCAGAGAAGAUGGAAGACAAACACUGGGUGACGGUGAAGGAGAGACAAGAGUGGGCACAGUCAUCCUUGAGGGAACUGAGGGAGAUGCAGGCAGCAGACAAAAGCCGCCAGGAGAUGAUUGUGAGGGAGAAAGAAGAGGAGCUGAGGGAGGCCAUGGAGAUCCCAUCCAAGUACUGGCCGCUCCCUGAGAAACCCCUAAUGGAGGUCAUAGAAAACAUGCAGAGACACCUCAGUCACAUGGAGGGCAUACUCUCCCAUAGGGAGAAUCUUCCUGACAAGGAGCUCCUGAAAAGGGUGUCAGGUGGCCUGGCCCUACAGGGGAUUUACCAAACCAACCACCCUGAAGAUCUUUUGGAGAGGAGAGAAGAACUGCUCAGCCUCCCAGAGAACUUCGCCCUGCUCAGCCCAACACAGGGAACAAGGAUGGAAACGAUGGAGUUUUUGUCUUCUCGUGAAGAGUCCAUGUUUACUGAAAGCAUGGAGAAAUUGGGCUUCAGUGUUAGCUUCCUGGCUAAGGGUGGAGGUUGGGGUUUUAACCUGGAGGCCAGUGCCAAUGACACCAGAUCUUCUGAUUCUAGACAGGUCCAUAAGUCACACUCUAAGGACACUUACAGCUGCACCACCAAGUUCAGCUAUGUCCCACUGGCCUCCUGCCACUUUUCACAGGACCAGCUCCACCUAUCCAGGUCAGCUCUGCAAGAGUUAAAACAGCUGGAGCAACUUCUGAGUCACUUCAGUGGUGCAGAAACCCAUCAACUAUUGAAGGAUAGAUGUGAGGCAUUUUUCCAAAGGUUUGGCUCUCAUGUGAACCAGGGCCCAUUGUACUUGGGGGGAGUGUUCUGGUGGAAAGCUGUAGCUGAGGGUUUCAGGUCAGAGGAGCUGGGUGAUGUGAAGCAACAAGCCUCAGAGGCACUCGAUGUGUACAUCCGAGGCAGCUAUAGUGGUUUUGGGUUGACAGCUGCAGCCAUGGUAAAUGCAUCCAACUGUCAGCCCCAAAUGGCUUCUCACAAUAGAAGCUCCAGUAAUUUGCCAGCAAGAUUCCAAAUGUCUGUAUACCAAACAGGAGGCCCCCCAGAGGUGGAUUCUCUCCCACAGUGGAAAGCUGGUCUUGUGGCCAGUAACCACACCUGGCGUGUCAUUGACCGAGGUUAUCAGCUAGUGCCUGUCUGGGAAAUAAUUCUGUCUAACCACAAACAAGAUUUUCAGGAUCCUCUACAAGUGGCUCGCUGCCUCACAGACAUUUACACAGCCCUGACUGGCCGAUGUGCAAGGACCCAGGAUGGAGAGGAAUUACUGAGUGCACAGGAGGAUGCCAGGUCUUUUGUAGAGGAAGUGAAAUCCUGGGAAAUCACUGAGCCUGAGGAGAAACUGAUGAAACUGAUGGACUUCAAGCAAAAGCUGAGUGAGAAAACUAGGAACUCUAACACCUGGAUUAACAUCUGUCUCAAAGACCUUGCUCUGCAGAAGUUCUUGGUGGACAUUGUCAGUUUCUGCAAGGACUUCCCAGUUCAUGAAACCAAAUUAAUUAAAUCCCAGUUGCGUAGCCUUCUGUAUCCUCAUGUCUAUCAAGUGGAGGAGUUCCCACAGAGUCGGCCAAUCAUGCAGUGGGUUUUCCACUCAGCAAAGGAGCAACAGGAUAUCAGUGUCACAGAGUUUGCUGAGUUCAUUCAGCUCUUAGAAAAGACAAAGAAUGACCUUCUCGAAAUAAAUCACAACUCAGAGUCCUUAGGAAAAGUGGAAGAAGCUCAAAGAAGGGCUACUUAUCAGGUCAGUGCAUCUCUCAGCUCCUUUCUGAAGGCCCUGAAACAGGCAGAGGAGUCAGGCACACACCUGCUGCUUCUUUCCAUUGCAGCUGGUGCAGGGUACAAGGAGGAAAACCAAACGUUCCACUGUCUCCUAGGAUGUGAAGAAUUAAAUUUCCUGUUAUGUGAAAUGAAAGAAGCCCAUGAGAAAUACCAGCACCUUAAUAAGGAAUGUGACUAUAGGGCUCAAGCAUUCCUACUGGUCACAGGGCUCACAGUAACUCCUGGACAAUCUGCUGUGUCUGCAGAAGAAAAGAUGCAGCGUUUGAAGCUUAUGCAAUCUCACAUGGAUCAGUCAUGGUCCAAGGAAAUACUUCAUGUCCUCUUGAAACCCGGUGGUGGUCACGAUUGGGAAACUCUGGAGAAAGACCUGAAUUUCCUCAUGAGUGGAGAAUAUGAAGCUACUGUGAACUGUAUGCAGAUGGACCAGGUGAAAAAAGAACUAGAAAGUGUCUCUCAGAGAAAGAAAAAGACCUGUGAACCAGAAGCAAGUACCAUCACACACCAUGAAGUGAUAAAAAAUUCCAACUUUCUAGACUUAGCUAAGAGGCUUGGUCUGGAGCAUUACUAUCCAAGGAAGAUGGGCCGAGCAGAUUUCCAUCUCAUUUACAAGGCCUCUGUGCAUGACAGUCAGCCUGACACGGAAGGAAAAUUGCCAUUUUAUUUCCUACAGAAGUUGUUGAUGCUGGAUUGCCGACUGAGAUACUUGGUCUGUAAAGGUGGUGGAGACACAGAGGGCAGCAGCACACUGACUCUGACAAAUCUCAAGAAUGACACUUCAGAUCCUUAUGGUGAUUUGUUUGAUGAUAGGAACACACCCUCUCUCCUCUUGUCCACAGUCCCACCACACAUCCACCCAAUGGACACACAGAUGAUGAUUUUUCACUGUGCUGAUGACUUCAUGAGACAAUACAUUUCAAACAAACUUUCCAUUUGUCAAUUUGCCCUCCCCCUUGUGGUGCCCAAUCCCUGCACUUCUAAAAUAGAAUUCCCCCUCUGGUCUCUCAGCCAAAUCAAGAGAAGCUGGAGACAAGUGGAGAAAUCAUCAGGAGAAGACACAGUCAUCAAUUUCAAUAGCCAACUCAUCUCCCAGGAACCCAUUCCCAUCGUGUCCUUUAUAAGAGUUGUGAAUUCUGCUUCUUCCAAAUCUCAAAUCUUGAACUCUCUGCUGAGUAAGCACAAACACGAUGCUUUUUUCCACCGUCACUGUCGAGGCAGCAGCAAAUCCUGCCUCUUAAUGGGAGGUAUGAUAGAGAUCUCCUGGUUCUGUCCAGGGGAGAGAGAUGAGGACAGAUUUGAAAGGUGUGUUGCCUUCACCAAUCUGCGUGGAGAUGCCAAAGAUCAUGAGACACAGCUCAGAUUUCUACAAGAAAUUGCUUCAGUCACAGUGGUCCUUGUGUCUGCUUCUGAUAAAAGUGAGAGGACUGUCAAAAUGGUCCAUGACCUGUGGAAGUCAACAAAACCUUUGGUUUAUUUGUUUGAUGACAAAGAGGAGAAUGUCUUCAAUGAUUCUGGUCAGAAAGUGAGGAUUGGGAUUAGGAAUAGAAAUGAGGCUGAAUUAAUGGAUGAACUCACGAAGGUCAUCAAUCGCUUGCUGAAGUCUUCAGGUCCCUUUCUCAGUCUGGAAGACUGUGCUGAAGUUGCUCGCCGCCAUGGCUUUCUUGUAGAUGUGGACAGGAAGGAGUGUCAGGAGGCUAAAGGAAAGGCACAGGCUUUGCUAGCCCUCAUGACAGAGAUGAAGUUGUCUGAAAUGAAGGAGAGAUUACUGCCCCUUCAAGGAGAACUUUGGCACCAGUGGUGUAAGAAGGAUAAGGAGCUUUGUCACCUGCGAGAGAAGGGGAACCGCAGUCUUGAACAGCACAAGAGUGAGAUUGAGACAGAAAAGCGAAGAAUAAGACAAGCACAGCUAAAGAGAGCAUUUCCUCUCAAUGACUUGAUGAGAUCUGUGCUUGAAAUCCUCCAGUCUCACUCAGAGAAAGACAACAGCACUGAGCUGUACUUCCUCCAGUGGCUGAGCAUGUUCAUGGACAACCUGACCAGAGGUCACCUGAAAAAACUGCAGAAGAGGUACAACCAAUUGUGGUCCCUGGAGUUGUCAAAAAACCGAAAGGGAUCCAAGAGUGCCUCCUUGAAAUGCCAAGAAACGGAACUAGAAGCUGUCUCCAAGGAGAUCAGGGAUUUGUCCUUGGGUAUUGAUCAUCUCCUGAGGGAGGUUGGCCAGAUCUAUGAAACUUUGGAAGAAGCUUCAUCCCAAACGGACACUGUGUUCUCCUCCCUUCCUCAAAUUGCUGCUGACCUGAUGGUUUCUGGGUUUCCCCUUGAGCUGAUGGAUGGGGAUGCUUCCUAUGUCCCCCUGCAGUGGGUAGCAGCUGUUUUUGACAGAUUGAUUGAGAAAAUUGGAGACCAAAAGAUCUUUGUUAUCUCUGUUCUUGGCCUCCAAAGCACAGGGAAGUCAACUCUGCUGAAUGCUAUGUUUGGGCUGCAGUUCAAUGUCAGUGCAGGGCGAUGCACACGAGGAGCUUACAUGCAGUUGCUGAAGGUGGAAGAAGCUGUCUGGGAAGAGCUGGGCUUUGGCUUUGUCCUUGUGGUUGACACAGAAGGACUCCGGGCCCUAGAACUUACUGGCAAAUCACAGAAUCGGGACAAUGAGCUGGCAACUUUUGUUAUUGGACUUGCAAACCUGACUUUGAUCAAUAUAUUUGGGGAGAAUCCUUCAGAAAUGCAAGAUAUCUUGCAAAUUGCUGUUCAGGCCUUUCUGAGAAUGAAACAAGUGAACAUUUCCCCAAGCUGUCUCUUUGUGCAUCAGAAUGUAGGGGCAAUCACUGCCAAAGACCAAAAUGUGGAAGGACGAAGGCGACUGCAGCAGAGACUGGAUGAAAUGGCAGCCACGGCUGCAGAACAGGAACAGUGCUCAGAUAUUACCAGCUUCAGUGAUGUCAUUCGGUUUGAUGUCAACACCCAUGUCCAUUACUUUGCUCAUCUAUGGGAAGGGGAUCCUCCAAUGGCCCCUCCCAACCCCAGUUAUAGCCACAACAUCCAGGAACUAAAACAAGGACUUCUCUUGGCUGCCAAAAAAGAAUCCAAAGGCAGCAUCCUGAAGAUGUCUGAGGUGAAAGUCCGGAUCCAUGAUUUGUGGAAAGCCUUGCUGAAUGAAAACUUCAUCUUCAGCUUUAGGAAUACCCGGGAGAUCGUGGCCAUGAUCAAACUUGAGACAAUGUAUAACAACUGGACCUGGAAUCUAAGAAGUCAUGUGUUGGGUUUGGAGAACCAAUUGAGCAAUCAGAUUCAGAAUGGGGAAAUUCAGGAUCUGCCAAGAAGUUCUAUUGAGGCUAAUAUUGCAGAAAAAUAUGAUGCCAUCAGGCAAGAGCUUCAAAGAUAUUUUGAUGAAGACCAAGAGAAUGAAAUCCUGAUCCAGUGGAAGGGAAACUUUGAGAACAAACUGAGAAAUCUUAAAGAGGCACUUGUUUCAGAAAUCAUUAAAAAGUCCAAUGGUUUUCUUAGUUCAAGGAAAAGUCAAGAUAAACUGGAUAAAAAGAAAUCAGAAUAUGAAAAAGCGCUAUUGUUAAGAAGCAGAGAUAUGGCUCUGUCCUUAAUGGGUAAAGAAUUAAGUGAAGAGGAACUGAGGAAGACAUUCAGUCAACUUUGGACAAAGUGGGUCUCUAAAGUAUCCUCAACUUCCUCUCCUGCUGAAGACCCCGAUAUUGAUGUAGAUUUGGAGAAUGUCUUUCUGGACCAUUUUAAACAGGAGCACAAUGUGGCAAGUAAACUUCGAAAUCAUUCUAGAAGAAAAAUGUUUUCAAUUAAUUAUGAGAAACAUGUCACAAUGAAGACAAAAUGGAAAGUUUACACACCCAAAAUAACAGAGAAUGAUGAGAAGGCCAUAAUGCAAAGUAAUGAAUACAUUAUCUCAUUGAUCACUAAAAAUAUUGAAGAUAAGUUGAGAAUGGGAAUGGAUUAUAAUAUAAGUUACUUCCAUGAGAUACUGCGAUUGAUAGACAUGGCAACUGAUUCUGCAUCUGAGGAGGCAAAGUACACAUUUACAAAUGAAUAUAAAAUAGAUUUGUCCUUAUGUUUAUGCCAUAGAGCAGCAGCUAAUUUUAGGGAUAUGCACACAGCUUUCAAGAGAGCACAUGAUCCUGUCACAUAUCUAGAAAACAAGAGAGAGGAUUUCUUUAUGAGUUUUAAGAUUUCCUGCCGAGGUGCAACCUCGAUCACAGCAUUUUCUGACUUCUUGUGCAGCAAGCUCACUGCUUCCCUACCUAUAGCCAUCAGGAAAAAGAUAGCCCUUGACCUUGCUGGGGAGAUUAGGGCUAACUGUACUGCCUUCAAUGGAAACCGUUCCAACCUGGAGAAACAUAUUCUUAUCUCUCUGGCUAAAGAAGAAAACUUUGAGAAUUUUUGGGAAUACAUUCACACACCAAAAACGUUUUUUGAGAAGUACAUCGAGAAGGAGAUCCAAGCAUAUUGUUCAAAUAAAGGAAAUGAGAAAUUAAAUAAUUUUUUAAGUAAAAGCUUGGAAUUUUUUAAGAAAGUCAUCCUCACUGCUAUUUGUGAGUCAACUCUGGUGGCUAAGGAACAAAACAAUUCUGCAUCUGUAUGGCUAGACAUAUUGUGUAAUCACCUUGCAUGUCAUUUGACCCUUCCAAGAGGAGACUUAAGAAGCAUUGAACACCAGGAGAUAGAUGACAUUGAAUUCCUCAAGGAAGCCAUGAAAGAAAACCUGGAUACCAGAAUCCAAAGGAUAAGAGAGGAGAAUGAAAUUACAUCUCUUUUAGAGAACAUUGUAGCUGAGAUUCAGACAAUGCUCUCUGCUCAGCUCAGUGGCUGCUGGAAGCAAUGUCCCUUUUGCAAAGCAAUUUGUACAAAUACAGCCAUAAAUCAUGGUGAGGAUCACAGCGUCCCAUUUCAUCGUUCUAAGGCUGUCACUGGCAUAAAAUGGAACGAAACUGAUGAGUUUUCAAUUGAUUUCUGUACCAGCUCUGUGGCAAGUAAUAUUUCGUUUAUUCUUAAAGAUGGUAGAACAAUCCCAUACAAGACUUAUCGUCAGGCAGGUGGUGAAUAUGCCACAUGGAGCAUCACUCCAGAUACAUCUAUCCAGCCAUACUGGAAAUGGUUUGUGUGUUGCUUCAAGUCACAAUUAGAAGAGCGUUACAAUUUCAGAUUCAAGGGCAGAGGUCAGAUUCCUGAUGCAUGGUUCAGUAUCACCAGGGAAGAUGUGCUGAAUGACUUGAAUAAAUAAUAAUUCUCAGUGACACCAUGGAGCCUUAAUGUAGAUCAUUUUGAGAACUUGUUCUCUCAGAAAUGAUUUUGCAAAAUAUGAAUGAUGGGGGCAUAGCACUACCAGAUAUAUAUAUAUAUGUAUAAUAAUAAUGUAGUAAUCAUCAAUACUAUAUUACUAGUUCAAAAAAUAAGAUGAGAUUUAGAGGGACAGAUUAGACAAUGGAGAACCAGAAACACUUAAUAUUAAUCUCACAGUUUCCAAUUAGCAAGACUAUAACCUAUUUAUGGAAGAAUCCCUGUUUGCGAGAAUUGUUGUGAUAAUCAUUUAAGAUAAUUUGAGCCCCGAUAAAGGCCAAAGCCUGAACUAAUGAACCAGAAGAAGCACCUUGGCAUAACAGACAUGCUUUGCUUUGCUCUCUGAGUGAAAUCAAAAUGCUCUUUCCCCUGUCAGCAACUGAAGCUGACCAGUAACAUUCUUCUGUUUAUGACCACUCAGGACAAGACAUCUUCACUCACCCCCUAUCUUGAAUAAUGGGAUUUUUCUUGUCUUACUAUUUUAUGGACAUAUACUAUGCUAUGUUAUGUUAGUGAUAGAAGAAACAUAGAUAUCCUGAAACUAUAAUUUCAUUUGACACCUUGACAUUCUCCUAUAUUAUUAUAUUUACAACCUAUUCAAUUAAGAAAAUUCCUUUCUCAUUCUAUGGUUAAAACAUAUAGAGAGUAUAAUUUUUGAGUGAGACAGAUAUCCUCAGUCAGAAUUGCUCUAAAUGCGUAAAAGGUCUUGUCAUCUUGCUUAUUUCGGAGUCAAAUUUAUCCUCUGGCUCAAAUGUAUGUACAUAUAUUCUGCUAGCUUAAUGGAAUAAACAAUAUGAAUAUAUAUAUGAAUAUAUAUCUAUCUCACACCUAGCUUGUCUGCCUCUUUAGCCAAACUUUCAGGUCAACAUCUGGAAAAUCUCAAAAAGAGUACCAUAGAAAUUAGAUUGAGAGUAUUGGCUAACACCAAAUACCAGAGUAAGUAAAAAUGGAUGUUUAACCUCUAUGAUAAAGGGUCAAAGAAAAGUAAGAAAGAAACAGAAAAGAUACUUUUGUUAUCCAUGACCAGGGGAACAAUUCCUAAAUAAAGAAGAGAGAUGGACAGUUGUAAAACAAUAGAUUAUGUGAAACUGAAAACAUUUUACACAAGAAAGAUUAGCAUAACUAAUAUGAGAAGAGGAGGGGUGAAAUGGGGAAAAGUUGCAUCAAAUAUCUCUGACAAGUAUGCAAUAAAGAGGCAAUUAACAAAUACAUAACCAAAAAAGGGUCAUUUCCUAAUGGUUAAGUGUUGAAAGAAUAUAAAUAAACAGUGUUCAAAAGAAAAGUUGUAAACUCUUAGUAAUCAUAAGAAAAAAUCCUCAAAAUCACUACUAAGAGAAAUCAGAAUCAGAACAACCCAGAGGUUUCCCAGCAAACUGAGAAAGAUGACAAAAGAGAGGAAUAAUCAAAAUUUAUUUUUGGUGAGUAUUAUUGUGGGAAGGUAGAUAGAGUAAAGUAACCAGAGUAAAAAGUAGUUUGGAAACAUUUAACAAAACGUAUGAAAAUACAAUAAAACAGAUAAUGUUAAUAUGUGGUUUUCUAAGUCAAUAUGCAUUGACACAGAUUGAUAUUUAUGGCUUAUUGGUAUGCCUUUCUAUUUGUGUUUGAGACAUUGCAGUAAAGCAUCAAUGGCUGUACUGUGUAUCCACACAACCAUUCUGAAAAGCAAUUUUGAAUUAUGAAAAUGAAGUGCCUAACAUGUCCGUAUCUCUUGAUCUGGUGAUUUUAUUUAGAGACAUAAACUCUGAGGAAGUCAUAAAGAAGAAAGAAAGGUUUCUUAUAUACAAAAAUAGUUAUAAGACUAUUGUUUAUGGAAGUAAGGAAUUGAAAACAAAAUGGAUUCUAUCCACAGGGGAAAGGCUGAACAAAUUGUGGUAUAUGAAAAUAAUGAUGGCUUAUUUCAAAAUAUUAAUAAAUUAUUGUUAAAUCAUGUAUUUUAGUCACAUUCUUUAACUGCACAUGUAGUUUAGUUUUUAUAAAUUAUAGUAGAUUAAGAAGUGUAUAUGAGAUUCUGUGUAGGCUGACAGGACAUUGGCUCCAAAUAAUUCCCCUCUUACCCAAAAUUCUUACUUCUAUUAAAUGCCUUUGUCCAUUUAAGUUUCUUGUUUCUAUUAAGAGCCUUGCUGCAGACUAUAGUUAUAGUUACUCCAUGAUCAAAUAUAAGUCACAUGAGGAUGGGAAACCCCCUGAGUAUUGCUCACCUGUCAAAGUUCUUCAUUCUCAUGAAAAUUCGCCAUUCUUGUCAAAGAUGGUUACAAGAGACAGACUUCCGUGAUGACACUGGAACAUACCCAAAUAGCCAACCAAUCAUAAAAUGUAAACCCCUGUGAGAAUCAAUAUCAUGUCUUUCAAUUUGGGAUUAAUGUUCCUCAUUUAUUGUGUUCCCCAUUCUGAUGUUUCUCAUUUAUGUCUAUAAGAAUGCUCUGUAAAUUCAGUUCAGGGUCCUUGUACCAGCUGAGGUGGUCUUGGACCUGUUUUAUUGGCAAAUUGCUAGCCAUGGAUAAUAAACUGAUUGUGCUUGAAA
Molecule: messenger RNA, 10041 nt
Organism: Vombatus ursinus (common wombat)
Lineage: Eukaryota; Metazoa; Chordata; Mammalia; Diprotodontia; Vombatidae
Product: interferon-induced very large GTPase 1-like
Exons: 2
Coding region: 166-7464 (2432 amino acids)
Molecular function (GO): GTP binding
Source: RefSeq, a predicted model, not a curated record